UGUACAGCUCCAGAUAGGAACGCCCUGUGUGUUAUUAUAGGUUCACCGUGUGUACAAAAACCGGUUUUCUCCGUCCCCGACCCCCACUUUUCUUCUAGCAUUUGUGAAGGAAGGUCGGUAACUGGCAACCUCCUGUUCAACUUCUUCCCGGGCUGUUUCACCAAAACCUACAACACAGGACAACAUGGCUGCCGCGGUGUUUGAGAAGUAUGAUACUAACAACGAUGGGACCAUCAGCAGAGGCGAGAUAAAGAACGCCCUGAAAGAUCUUGGAGUGACUCCGACAGAAAAGAUGCUUGACCAAUUUCUGGCGUUCUGUGACGAAAACAACGACGGGAAAGUUGGUAGAGAGGAGUUUGAGUACUUUGCCAAGGCCAUGGAACAGGUCAGAGGGCUCCAGCAGAUGUACGCCGAACUUGACGCGGAUGGCGACGGGAACAUAUCGGUGAAAGAGCUGUGCGACUGCUCCUACAAGUUCUGGAAACAGCAGUUCACCGAGGAAAAGGCGAAGGAGAUGCUGACAUGUGCAGAAGCAGACCUAGACCAGGAUGGCCGGGUGAGCGCCGAUGAGUUUCUCCAGCUGAUGUUCAAGGACAGGGCCUCGUACUGCGGUGGGAAAUAGUAAAGGAACCUACUGGCUCCGUGGAGAGGCCCAGAGCCCUCACAUGUCAAGACAAAUAGAAGUAGUAAUCUCCAAGCAGAUCCUACGGUACCAU
Molecule: messenger RNA, 716 nt
Organism: Branchiostoma floridae (Florida lancelet)
Lineage: Eukaryota; Metazoa; Chordata; Leptocardii; Amphioxiformes; Branchiostomatidae
Product: calmodulin-like protein 4
Exons: 4
Coding region: 185-622 (145 amino acids)
Molecular function (GO): enzyme regulator activity; calcium ion binding
Source: RefSeq, a predicted model, not a curated record